GCCAGGAAAAAGGAAGAGUCGACACGUGUCCGGUUUGACGGGUAGCUGCUGCAAUUGCUCCGUGCCGGAGUCGUCUGCUGAGGCAGUCCGUGACGAGGGCGACGAAACGAGCGAGGGAGAGGAUCCUCCGGUUUGUUGAUCGCCGACGCAUCCAUGGAGCCGUAGAGGGCAGAAAGAGGAAGAAAGAGAGUCGAUUUUUUUGUGGAGUUUUUAUUUUUUUCUUUGCGAUCGCUUGAUCUGGCCUAGAUUUGGUCUGGCUUGUAUAAUCCAGUUGAAGGCUGUCAAUAUUGUGCUUUCGUUUCAGCAGUUCGGAGUAUCGAUCACUUUCGCAGCUGGCUGUCCAGGACCAACAAUUAGAAUCAAGUAACAAAACUAUGGGGCCUAUCACUGGAGUGAGCAACCCUAAUAAUUUAGCUUCAAGACAGCGUUUAAGGUGGACAAAUGAACUGCAUGAUCGUUUCGUGGAUGCUGUGGCACAACUUGGUGGUCCAGAUAGAGCAACUCCUAAGGGUGUACUCAGAAUCAUGGGUGUUCAAGGUCUUACAAUAUACCAUGUGAAAAGUCAUCUACAGAAAUAUAGGCUCGCAAAGUAUGUUCCUGAGGCUUCAGCAGAUGGUAUAAAAUCAGAAAAGAAAGAUGAUGGAAAUUCAAUUCCAGGCCUUGAAAGCACUUCGGGAAUUCAAAUAACAGAAGCACUGAAAUUGCAGAUGGAGGUACAGAAACGACUUCAGGAACAACUAGAGGUGCAAAGACAACUGCAGCUAAGAAUAGAAGCCCAAGGAAAGUAUCUUAAGAAGAUUAUGGAUGAGCAGCAGCGCCGUAAUGGCGCAGCACUAGGUGAACUGCCUGGAUCAGGUAAUCCUGCACUCACUUCUGGUGAUCACUGCCUGGACUCCGAAAAGACUGAUCCUUCAACCCCAGCACCAACUUCUGAAUCCCCCAUCCAAGAUAAGGUUAUCGGCGGGGGACAUGGAGACACUGACGGGUUCUACAAAAGCAUUUCACGUGAUGACUCUUUCUCCUCUCGCUGUGAACCUCUGACACCUGACUCCACCUUCCAUGUUAGCUCUCCGUCAGCGAGCCCCAAGCACGAGAGCACUUCCAAAAGGUUCCGAGUGGGGAGCAUCGCAGGGCAAGGCAAGUCAGAACUAAUGGUUCCUCACAUAUUAGAGUCGAGUUCGGGCUCAGAUUUCCAUCAAUGAUGAUCGUCGUGCCGUUCCAUUCAUGUAAGAUUACUAACUUGGAAAAUCAUUUAGCUUUAGAUAUUUGUCUACGUCAUCUAUUGAAGAUAAUCCUAGAGAUCCCAUGAAUGAAUGAUGUAAUGACUAUCUUGUUGAAUACUUCAUUAGGUCCAUGUAGAGAAGUGUGGUUGGGAGACGCUUCUUUAUGCUUAUAAAUGGCAUUGCCACUUUGAUUA
This is a messenger RNA of Zingiber officinale, 1417 nucleotides long. RefSeq names its product myb family transcription factor PHL7-like. Gene Ontology annotation, molecular function: DNA-binding transcription factor activity; DNA binding. Bases 375 to 1202 code for a protein of 275 amino acids. The transcript is spliced from 7 exons. NCBI's taxonomy places the organism in Eukaryota, Viridiplantae, Streptophyta, Magnoliopsida, Zingiberales, Zingiberaceae. The record is from RefSeq and is a predicted model, not a curated record.